This is a messenger RNA of Striga asiatica, 378 nucleotides long. NCBI's taxonomy places the organism in Eukaryota, Viridiplantae, Streptophyta, Magnoliopsida, Lamiales, Orobanchaceae. The record is from the annotation of a GenBank genome assembly.
AUGGAGGAGAAGAGAAAACCGGAGAAGAUGAUGAUGGAUGACACGUCAUCAUUUUCAAUGUUUUCGGGCAUGCCAAACAGCGGCUUGUUGGACCGGGAUUUGGCCGGUUUUGAGGAUCACCGGGAAAUGAGCUCCUUAGGGUUUUUGGAGAUGUCCGGUUUUGAGGAUCUAAUGCUUGGUGAUAUGGAUAGGGACAAUUUGAUGGUGGCGCUAGAGUCACAGCAGUUGCCGUUGGAAUAUUCGGAGGUGGUCCACACGCCCAAUAAUUCUUGCUCGUUAUCAUCGUCCUCGGCUGAGCUGGCGGCUGGGAAUGGCGGACAUCGGAAAAGGGUCGGUGCGGAGGAAGAAGAUGAUGAGGAGGAAGAAGAAGAANUUUGA